Molecule: messenger RNA, 456 nt
Organism: Neomonachus schauinslandi (Hawaiian monk seal)
Lineage: Eukaryota; Metazoa; Chordata; Mammalia; Carnivora; Phocidae
Gene: MOBP
Product: myelin associated oligodendrocyte basic protein
Exons: 2
Coding region: 1-456 (151 amino acids)
Cellular component (GO): cortical actin cytoskeleton
Molecular function (GO): myosin binding; actin binding
Source: RefSeq, a predicted model, not a curated record
AUGAGUCAGAAAACGACUAAGGAGGGCCCCAGACUCUCCAAGAACCAAAAGUUUUCAGAACACUUCAGCAUACAUUGCUGCCCACCAUUCACCUUCCUCAACUCGAAGCGUGAGAUCGUGGAUCGGAAAUACAGCAUCUGUAAAAGUGGCUGCUUCUACCAGAAGAAAGAAGAGGACUGGAUCUGCUGUGCCUGCCAGAAGACCAGACGCCGUGCAACGUCCCCUCAGAAGCCCAAGCAUCAGCCUGCUGCACCCCCCGCGGUGGUCAGAGCACCAGCCAAGCCACGGUCCCCUCCGAGGUCCGAGCGUCAACCACGCCCCCGCCCAGAGGUCCGACCACCACCAGCCAAGCAGCGCCCCCCUCAGAAGUCCAAGCAGCAGCCGCGCAGCAGCCCCCAGAGAGGGCCAGGCACCAGCCGUGGGGGGUCCCCCAUCAAAGCUUCUAGGUUCUGGUAA